Anguilla anguilla (European eel) is the source of this 6469-nucleotide messenger RNA. Its product is annotated as nesprin-3-like. Gene Ontology annotation, cellular component: cytoplasm; nuclear outer membrane; meiotic nuclear membrane microtubule tethering complex. Bases 464 to 5689 code for a protein of 1741 amino acids. Gene Ontology annotation, molecular function: actin filament binding; guanyl-nucleotide exchange factor activity. Gene Ontology annotation, biological process: nuclear migration. The transcript is spliced from 19 exons. The record is from RefSeq and is a predicted model, not a curated record. Lineage: Eukaryota; Metazoa; Chordata; Actinopteri; Anguilliformes; Anguillidae.
UUCACGAACAUGAACGACCGGGUUCUGUCGAUAAUCCGGCAGCUGAACUUGAACAUUUAUCACCCAACAGACCAGGCCAAUCCAUUUCUCUAGGGAUGCACUGGUAAUGUCUUACACAGGUCUCUUGUAGGUUAGAUCAAAAAGAUUCUCUACUGUACAAACAGUUUAUCGCAGUGUCUGAACUCAGUUCCUAAAUUUAAAUUCAGGGCGGAACGUCUUCGCCAAAUCUAGCUGCAACGCAGACCGCAGUUUUCAGAACGAUUGCUGUCCCUAUUCUGUAGAUGCAACAUUUAAAAAAAGAAAAUAAAUUUGUAUCGUGGAAUGCCCUUGUCGGGAGUUUUGGAAAACCUAACGCGCAGGCACAAGACCAGGAACGAAAAUUACGACAGGAACGGAUAGAACUAUAUCUGUCAGGGUUUCGGGGGAGUUGGACCCAGGCGCAGAGUGAAACACAAUAUCAUUGAUGUCCUGUCCCUGUCUCUGUCUCUAUCUACUGAACACAGUUCUGAGUGACCUAAAAGUGACCAGGUCUGCAUUUUGCAGAAUGACUCAGCAGGAGCAGGAAACCUUUAUGCAGUGUUUGGAGUGUGCCCUCUCCUGGAUUCAGGCUGUGCAGGAGAGACUGAGGGCCAUUGACAACACAGAGGGGCCCAGAGCAGCUCUACAGACCCGGCUCAGAGAGACAGAGGUGAUUCGCAAUUCAGAGCAUGAGGGAUGGUUGAAGGUGGACAUGGCACUGGUUGCUGCGGAGGUUCUGCUUCAGACCAGUGAUGAGGAGAUAAAGAGCCAAACACAGGCCAGAGUGAAAGAAAUCAAAGCAUUAUGGGAGGAGACAUCUGUUUACAUCACACACUGCCAUAGCCGGAUUGAGUGGUUGUGGCUGCACUGGGCAGAGUACCUGAGGGCUCAGGAGGAGUUUGAGAGGUGGCUAUUGAGAAUGCAGCAGGCCUUAGAUCCCUAUGUGGAGCUGCAGUUGGGGGUCCAGGAGAAGGUGUGGCACCUGGAGCAUUACCGCGUAUUGUUGGACGAUGCCCGUGCCCAGGGGGCCUCACUGGAGCGGCUGCUGGAGGAAGCCUCUGAUCUGCACAGCCGCACCAAGGACCCCAGCGUGGGCCCCAAGGCCCAGGAGAGCCUACGGGAGGCCUAUACCCAAAUCAGAGAUAAGACAGAGGAAAGAGUGUCAUUGCUGCAGAAGAUUGCAGAGGAUCAUCGUGUAUUUGAUGCUUCCAUUCACCAGUUCUGGGCGUGGCUUGAUUCUGUGUCUGUUGAACUGACCUGCUACUGUGACAGACAGGACAUGCCUGAAAGCACACUUCAUCCAUUACAAGCAAAGGACACACCUGAAAAUACACUCAGUUCUCUGCAGGAGCUUUGUGAGACUGUGGACAGAGAAGAGGCAACCCUGCAGCACCUUGAGGGGACAGCGGAGUCCGUGAAAGCCAACACCUCUCCACAGGGGGCAGAUAGGGUUGCCUGGGAGGCAGGACGGCUGAGACAGGCCUGGGAGGGGCUGAGACAGCGGCUUCGUCUGGAGGAGGAGAGAAAGCGUGCCGUCCAGUGUGCACGGGUGGAGCACUCAUCCCUCUGCGAGGAGCUGCAGGCUGAUGUUUCCUGCCUCCUUCUGCGCCUUCAUCACCUAGACCAGGAAUUGGAACCAGAGGGCAGAGAGAGGGCAGAAGAGGAGAAUGAAGUCCUGUGGAGAAAGUACAAGGACAUCCACAUGGCUGUGGCAGCAGAGGAGCCACAUGUGGAGCAGCUUAAAGGCAAGCUUACUGAGCUAUUCCAUAUAUCUCAGGACCCCAUGCCCCUCUCUGACCAGGUGCUGGCUGUGUUGAAGCAGUACCAGGGGUUGAAAGGUCAUGCAUUCACGCUGUUGACACAGAGGGAAACUGCUCUGAGGCAGCUUCUAUUGGACCCACUGCAAGGCUUCAGUAAGUGGAGUCUGCUGGUCACCCAGAUUCUAGAGGCAUCUGGUGAUGUGACUGACUUCUCCCACAUUACCCUACUGGUGCAGAGCAUUAAGAAGCUGUUAAAAGACAGCCAGCAGCUGCAGGAGCGUUUGGAGGAACUGCAGGUGAAGGGAUAUCUCCUGACUGACAUGUUCGGCCCACAGAGUGCAGAGAGCCUUGGGGCAGAGAUAAGCAUCGCAGUGCAGGAGAGGGAAACAAAGCAUGGCCAGCUGCUUCAGAAGAGGACCUAUCUACUGGAUUUACUUUCACGAUCAAAGGAUUUUGGGGAAAGAUACGAGUCUGUCCUGAAAUGGCUGCGCCUCCUAAGAGAACAUUUUAUCAGCACAGAUGAACUUAAACCUGAUGUCCCAGCCAAAAAGGCAUUGACUGGACAAUUCAUGGUAAUUCUGAAGGAUCUAGAGGAGCAUGAGGCUCACCUCACUGCUCUCCAGGCUGUGGUUCCACAAAGCCCUGCCGACCAGCACAAACUGAGCCAUCUUUGCACAGAGUGGAAGGAGCUCCAUAAGGCUAUUAAGGGGAGAGUUCAGGACAGUGAACAUAGCACCGCAGAUCACCAGUACUUUCAGGAGAAGCUGCUGGCUCUGGAGCAUGGGCUGCUGGAGACAAAGUCAAGACUGGAGACGUUCUGCAGCUUGAAGGGAAAGCUUGGUGUAGACAACUGGCAGGCUGAGGCUGAGAGAGUGCUGGGGGAACUCCCUGAGAGGGAAAUGGAACUACACAGAGUGGAGGCUUUGAGUCAGGGAGUGCUCAUCAGGACAUCUGUUGAAGGGAAGGGGAAAAUCUUGGAAGACCUGCAGCGUCUGAAUGACUCUUGGGCUUCUCUGCACACACUUAGUAUGGACCUCCACAGGUUUCUGUAUGGUGAUGGAGUGACAAGCAAUGCCUCUUGUAUAACAGGAAAUGAGGGGGACAGAGUAGGACAGAUUAAAACAAGCAUGGACUUGUGGGUAGGGGAUGGAGAGGAUGUUUUCAGAAAGAGUAGAUCAGAACAGGGUUCUGAGGGUAUGGGUUUAGAGCAGUUUUUAAAAGUUAAAGAGCAGUUAGAGGUUGGGGAUGAGGGGGGAGUUUCUGCUGGAGGUAAAGGUAAAGGUUUGGGGUGGGAUAUCAGAGCUGAAAGGGAGCUGCAUAUUAAGGGUGAAGAGGCACAUGUGGGACAGAGUGCCAGGGGUGAAGGAAGGUUUGGUGCUGAAGAUGAUAAUUUGGGUCUUAGGAAAAGUUUCAGAGAUAAGUUAGGAUUCAGUGCUGGAGAUGAUGCUAAAGCAUUGGGGGGUGGAGAUGAGGCUAUGAGUCUGGGGAAGGGUGUCAGAGGUGACAGGGUGUUGGGGACUGGAGAUGGGGGUAUGGAUGUAGAGGACAGUGUCAGAGCUGACGGGAUGUUUGGGGCUGAAGCUGAGGGCAUGGAUUUGGGGAAGGGUGUCAGAGCUGAGGUUAUGGAUUUGGGGAAAGGUGUUAGAGCUGCCAGGGUGUUAGGGAGUGGAGAUGAGGGUAUGAAUAUGGGGAAGGGUGUUAGAGCUGACAGAGAUUUGGGGACAGAAGAUGGCAGAAUGAAUAUGGAGAAGGCUGUCAAAGCAGAGAAUAUAGAUUUCGGAAAGGGUGUCAGAGCUGUCACAGUGUUGGGGACUGGAGAUGAGGAUAUGGAUACCGAGAAGGGUGUUAUAGCUGAUAGGCUGUUUGUGACUGGAGAUGAGGGUACAGCUUUGGGGAAGAGUCUUAAAGCUGACAGAGUGUUGGGGACUGGACAUAAGGCUAUAGGUUUGGAAACAGAUGUCAGACAUGUUGGGGGCUUAGGGGCCAGUAAUGAGGGCAUGAAUUUGGGAGAGGAUGUGAGGGCCCAAAGUGAUUUAUUUUCUAAGGGAGAGGGAACACAUGUGGAGCAGGGUGUCUGGGGUCAGUUGGAGUGUUUGUCUGGAGGUGAGUGUGUGAGUUUGGAACAGAGUAUCAAUUCUAAGAGUGGGUUUGGUGCUGAAGUUGGCUGUAUCGGAUUUGGGGACGGUGUCAGGGCUGAAUCUGCGUCAGCAGCUGGAAUUGGCAAUGUGGGUUUGCAGGAGGUUAUAAAAGCUGAGGCAGUUUUGGGGGAUGGAGAUGAGGGGGAACUAGGCGCCAGAAUGGAGUGCAUGGGUUUGGGGUGGGGUUUGAGCACUGAGGAUGGGUUAUGUGCUGGACAUGAGGGGGCACAUGUGAGGCAGAGUAUCAGGUGUGAAGGAAGGGUUGGUGCUUGGAACAAAGGUGUAAACUUGGGGAAGGGUGCCUGGAAUUUAGGGAGGCUUGAUGCUGUAGAUGAUGGUAAAUGUUCAGGUCAGGGUGUAAAACCUGAGGUGAUUAUGGAGGAUUUGUGUGGUAGAAGUGUUAGUAAGAGUUUGGAGCUCAGAUCUGCUGCCAGGUUUGGUGCUGAAGAUGAAGGUAGUGGUUUUGAGAAGGGUGUCAGGACUGAAAGGAUGCUAGGGUUUGGAGAUGAGGGGGUACUACCUGGAAGCAGUGAGGGUAUGGGUUUGGGGAAGGGUGUCAGGACUGAAGGGGUGCUAGGAUUUGGAGAUGAGGGGGUAGUAGGUGCUAGCAGUGAGGAUAUGAGUUUGGGGAAGGAUGUCAGGGCUGAGGUGGGAUUAGGGUCUGGAGAUGAGGUGAGAGUUGGCGCUGAAGAUGAGGGUAUGGUGUGGGAUUUCAGGGCCGGGGAAAGGUUUGAUUGUGGACCUGUUGGGGCACAUGUAGGACAGAGCGUCAGAGCUGAAAGGGUCUCAGGAGCAGGCUGUGAGGGUGUGGGUUUAAGUAAGAGUAUCCAGGCUGAAGAGUUAUGUGUCAGAGGUGGUGAGCAUUUGACUUCAGAGCAGGCUGUCAGAGCUGAAGCUAGCAUUGGUUCAGCAGGACUCAGUGCAGGAAGACACAAUAAACCUGGCAGUGGACUGGACCGGGGAAAGAGGCUUGGUUGGAGUCUGGAUCUGGGUCUGAACACUGUAGAGGUCCAUGCAGAACAGGCUUUGAGGCAGCAAGAUGCCAGUGUCAGUCAGGUCAAUGCUGGGGUUCAGAUAGUGGAUUUGAGAAGUAUAUAUAGUGAGAGUCCCUUCAGAAACCACAGGGAGGGUACUGAACAGCAGAGUGGAGGGACUCGAAUAAUCUACUGGGGACAUUCUGGGAAGGAGCGUGGGAAAGCUGCAGAGUCACUUCUCCAGGAAUCUUCUGGAACCUGUUUAUACCAAUCGAGUCUUCAUACACUGGAAGAGUUUGAGGCCUGGCUUCAGGCACAGGAUGCUAAACUCAGCAGGAUUGUGAGCCAGAAGGGGAAGUUAACAGCCAAAGAACUAAGGCUCAGAGAGAAGGAACUCAGGGAGCUGAGGUCUGGCGUGGGCUGGGGUCAGAGCUUCCUGCUGGGGCUGCUGACCUCCCAGGGUGGGGUAGGGGCAGAGGACCCAUGCUUAGAGGAACUUAGGUACCGCUGGGUGCUUUACAAGUCUAAACUGCAGGAUACAGGGGACCUGAAGACUCACCUGGGGGACCAGGAUGGUACUGUUCUACAAAAAGAACCAUUAAGAAAUGGAAAGAAGAGCUCUGGGCUCCUGCAGCGUGCGUGUUGUGUUGCCCUGCCCCUACAGCUCCUGCUGCUGUCUCUGCUGCUCCUAGCAUUCUUCCUUCCCCUGACAGAUGAGGGCACUAGCUGCUCUCUCGUCAACAACUUUGCCCGCUCCUUCAGACUCAUGCUGCGCUACAAGGGCCCCCCACCCACGUGAGAGAACUUUGUGCAGAGACAAUACCCUUAAAGGUCACUGUUGUGAAAUCUGAAAUCUCAGAUCAGCCUGAUAAAUUUCUGUAGCUUGGCCAUGAACAUAUUCAGAUGAUUGCAUUGAUCUUGUUUUUAAAGGAUUUAUGAGAUUAAGUAGAGGGGAUAAUCAAAAUAACCUCAAAAAAACAUUCUCACAUUUAAUAAUCUCUGCUACAUACAACCUCAGAAAGAAUAAUGACACUUAUUCUUUAACUAGUUUUGAACAGUAACUUUGCACUAUACUCACAUAUUAGAAAUAUUUUGAAUAUAUAUUAUCAUAACGACAUGCCAACUGAAAAUUUUAUUUUAUACCAUGAUGUUACCAUCACAUACUGUCUUAGGGGUGAACUUGUAAUAUGUAAAAGGUUUUAAUUACGAAUUAUGAAUAUACCCUUCUGAUUAAAAAUAUACAUUUGUGAUGCUUGUGUGCAUGUUUGUGGAAACAGAACUGUCUAGCAACUGUCUAUUUUGACAUAUUCCAUGCCUGCUUGAUUGAAUAUACAUUUUGGAUACUGGUUUGUCUGGAUUGGACACUGAUUGCAAAUUUGAAUUUAUUUUUAAACAUUUUUUUAAGUCACAAAAUUUUGGAAGCACCAAGUGGGAAAUGCAUUAGGUUAUUGUUAAAACUUUCAACUUUUACCUUUUUCUCACAUUAUUUUCAAGUCUCAGGACUACAUAAUUGUAGUGUCAGAAUGAGCAUUACUCCAUUAGAAUUUUCAAAAAUGGAAAUAAAAAACUGUUUUAAGUA